Molecule: messenger RNA, 808 nt
Organism: Lobosporangium transversale
Lineage: Eukaryota; Fungi; Mortierellomycota; Mortierellomycetes; Mortierellales; Mortierellaceae
Product: deoxythymidylate kinase, isoform CRA_b
Exons: 4
Coding region: 90-743 (217 amino acids)
Biological process (GO): dTTP biosynthetic process; dTDP biosynthetic process; dUDP biosynthetic process
Cellular component (GO): cytoplasm; nucleus; mitochondrion
Molecular function (GO): ATP binding; dTMP kinase activity
Source: RefSeq, a predicted model, not a curated record
UAUUGUAAUAACAUACUUCAUAAACAAUCGUUCAUUUCUUUCAUUCACAAUCACUCCAUCUAAAUAAAUUAAAUUGAAGUACUGCAAUCAUGGCCAGGGGACGUUUUAUCCUAUUGGAAGGAUGCGAUCGCGCAGGGAAAUCAACCCAAUGUGCCAUGCUGGUGGCAGCAUUGAAAGAGCGUGGCCAUUCCGUAGAAUUAUGCAAGUUUCCAGAUAGAACAACUACCAUUGGGAAAAUGAUUCAUGCAUAUCUAACAAAUACGGAGGAAUUGGAUGACAGGGCUAUUCACCUCCUCUUUUCUGCAAAUCGCUGGGAAGCAAUGCAAACAAUCAAGCGCAAACUUUUGGCUGGCACUCAUCUUGUUGUAGAUCGAUAUGCAUACUCUGGAGUUGCAUUUUCUGCAGCAAAGGGCCUUGAUUUGACAUGGUGCAAGGAUCCAGACCGUGGCCUCAUUCGCCCUGAUAUUACAUUCUUCCUUGAUCUCCCUUCGUCUGACGCUGAGAAACGAGGGGGUUUUGGAGAAGAACGAUAUGAGAAACGUGAGUUCCAAGAAAGAGUCCGAGACGUUUUCCUACAGCUCCGGAGCAAAGAGUGGGUGAUGAUCGACGCACGCAAAUCGGUCGAGGCAAUGCACUAUGAGAUCCUGCGUGAUACUGAGAAUAAGGUUCGAGUUGCGGAGGCAGAUGCUCAGCUGGAAGAAGAGGAUGAUGUCCUACCAGAAGACAUGUUCCAAGAUAGCUAAUAUCAUUUAUUCCCUUGAAUAACUCUUAAAUUAAUACAAUCAAUAAAGCCGUCACCUUCAGGUAC